UAAUUUAGCCACGCCGUUUCGCGAGUGUCGAACCGGCUAAGCGUCUAAUAGCUAGCUGCUGCCUGUUUGUUACAAGGCGACGUUCCUCGCGGUAGCCUACAGGUUAUUACGUCGCAGCGAGGUUUGGGAAUGUGCAUUCCAAUCCAGUUGAGAAUGAAAGUAAAAAUAAAUAACAUGUCGACUUAUUUUGAUGUUACACCGUACGAAAUAAUGGUAGCCUUUUUGGUGACCCACAUCCCAGCAGAGUCAUAAACAAGUAGGCUAGCCUACUACUUGCAUCGAAACGACAACGUAGAAAUAUGAGUCGUACUUGUACACUUUUUCGUGGUACAAAUUACAGAAAUAGAACCAGUCUGUAGCCUACUUUGAGAUUACGUUACAGAAACUUUUUUUCUGCCUCAAGGGACUGAAGACCGUCUACUGGCUUGUUAGCCUCUUUUCACCACUGGGUGAGCUCUGUGUAAUUCGGAGAAGAGGAGGAUGAAAUUCAAUGCAGCUCAGCUUGCCUUCCUGUCUGGAGGACCUUCCGGAAGCUUUGACAGAGAGGGGAGGCUCUGGGCGAAUCGGCUGGCCCCGGGCGAUGCAGGGAACCCUGAAGACGCUAAAGAGAGAUGGUGUCGGCUGAGAGGAAAUCUGCUCUUUCUGAUGAAAAAGCCCGGUCAGAGCUCUGAGGCGGUCGAGGUCUUCGUCCUGGAGAGAUGUUACGUGGUGCCGAGCAGCGACGACGACGAUGCGGCCUUAGUCAUCAAGUUUGAGAGCAGGGACAGAGAUCUGUAUCUGCGAGCCCCCAGCCCCUCCGACUGCACGUCCUGGAUCUCCGCGCUUCGGCAGGCGAACUCGGAACGUCUGCGGAACAGAAUCCGACAGCUCAGGAGGCUCGUCAUGGAAAUAACCGGGAACGCCGAGACGGGGAGCUCGGAGAGAGAGGGAGCGGGAGCGGGCGCGGUUUUGGUUCCCAAGCUGCCGAAGGUGGAGUUCAGCCUCGCAUGCAGGGAGCUGUGCACCCCGGCACCGGAGAGGCACCUCAACGUGGUGGUGCACAUCUCCGUGGUGAACACGCAGGAGCUCAGCCUCGCAGCCUACUCCUGCACUGAGGUCGUGGAGGGAACGAGAGACCCACUGUUCCUGACCGGAGUGACCUUCCCCCCGGAGUACCCCCUCAGCGAAGACACGCGGGUCAAGCUGACGGUGUACGAUGUGAAAGACAAGUCCCCCGAAACGAGAGGCUUCCUGGGCUACUCAACCUUUUCUGUCGGGGACUUGCUGAAAUCAAAGGAACAGCAGCUAACCCUUAGCCUGAGAACCUCCGAUGGUGCGGACUCUGCGGGGGUAGUGGUGGUCAGCCGUCUGAGUAUGGGGGAGAUGGAGGACGGCGGGGUGGACCACAUCGCGGCAGACGCGCGGGGACAGACGUGCACGCUGGUGUGUGAGUCUCUACACGGCACCGCCAAUGACAAGGACAGCAGCCCUCUGGUGAACGCGGUGUUCAAGAACCCGGUGUGUAAAGUUUACAGAUUCCAGACGGUGGACUGCAAAUGGAUGCUGGUUCGAGAGCAGAUGGCCGAGUGUACGCUGUCCUUCAACAUCCCCAAGCAGCUCCUCACACUGUACAUACAGGAGGACAUGCGCAGGAUACAGGAGCUGAAGGAUCUGGGCGAGCUCUCCCCUCACUGGGAUCAUCUACGGAAGGAGGUGAUCGCUCACUACAGCCAGGUUAUCUGCGGCUACCAGGAAACCCUCACAGAGCUAAACAAGCUCACAGGGUCAUCUUUCAAGCCCAGCUGCAGUAAAUCAGAGAAAUAUUUAGAAUUCAUCCCCAUCAAUCUCCACACUCAGAGGAUGCAAGUUACCUGCCCCAAAAAAACAGACGCCUGCUAUGACGUGGUGACUGUGGGAGCCCCCGCCGCCCACUUUCAGGGGUUCAAGAGCGGAGGCCUGCAGAGACUGCUGAGCCGCUUCGAGGCCGAGAAGAAAAACUUCAGCACGGCGUACCAGUGCAUCUACUACUCCCCCGAGCACACGGCCAAGGCCCGGGAGGUGCUGAGCAGCGUAGCGCAGCUGCAGCCGCUCAUCUGCACCCAGGCGGAUCAGCUGCUGCGGGCCGCCCAGCUGCGUUCCCCGGACCUCCUCAAGGGGGCGCUGAAGAGCCUGGCAGACAAGGACCGGGUGUGGGCUAACGUGGCAAAGAGUCUGAACUGCAUCAUCGCCAUGGUGGACCGGCUUCAGGAGCACGACGACAACAACCAGGAGCCGCCCGCAGACCACACCCUCGCUGAUGUCAUCACCUCCUCGGACCACACCCUCGCUGAUGUCAUCACCUCGCACAGCCCUGGGGACUGGCAGGAGCAGAUCUACCCCCUGGUGGUCACGUUGAAGGACUGCGUGACCGAAGUUGUGGAUCGCGCUACGAAGUCGAUGACGUUUGUUCUCUUGCAAGAGGCAGCAUGCAGUAUCCCGCAGGGCCUGUUUCUGAAGCAGAGGAGAGACGUGGUCUUCAGUCAGGGACUGGCCGCCCUGGCCUGUGGGUUCGUCAUGCGGCUGUACGCUGGGGUGGAGGACAAGGCCUUCCUGCAGCAGCUGCACCUCGUCGGGCUCAUAGCCCAGUUUGAGAGUCUCCUCAGCACCUACAGUGAAGAGAUCGGCAUGUUGGAAGAUAUGGAAGUUGGGAUUUCGGACUUGCAGAGAGUGUCGUUAGCGAGGCCAGUCGAUGACCGAAUCUUAGCCAUCGUGCCAGGACGCAAGGAGUAUUACACAGUGGAGGUGCCGUUGCCAGGUGAGGUGUUUGGGGCCUUACCUGAGGAGCUGAAGGAAGGCAAGCCGUUGCAGGUGUACCCGGUGCUCUUUAAUGUGGGGAUAAACCAGCAGCAGACCCUCGCGGAGAGGUUUGGUGACAUUUCUUCACAGGAAAGGAUAAACCAGAAAAACUUUGAGAUUUUAGAAGCCUAUUACAAGUCCUUAAGUGAUAAACUCCCGCUGCAAUAUUUACCUUGUUUCCAAACUCAAACCGACUUGAAAGAAUUACUUGAAACUCUUGGGCAGAAUAUUAUGACCAAGAAACGAAAGAAUGUGGAGAUACUGUGGCUAGCUGGAACGAUCUGUCGCAGGCUGAACGGUAUCCGGUUCACCAGCUGUAAGAGUGCCAAAGACAGGACGUCCAUGUCUGUAACCCUGGAGCAGUGCGCACUCCUGCGAGACGAACACGAGCUCAACAAGGACUACUUCGUCCGAGCGCUGGACUGCAUGCGGAGAGAAGGAUGCCGGAUUGAGAACGUGCAAAAGAAUAUUAAGUGCAGGAAAUAUGCCUUCAACAUGCUUCAGCUGAUGGCUUUUCCCAAGUUCUACAGACCCCCGGAGGGCACCUACGGAAAGGUGGAUUCCUGAGAAGCGGAAAGAUUCGAAAGGAACAGACGCAUUUCCCCCACCGAGUAAAUGCAAGAGCUAACCGAUUCUGUGGCUGUGGAGUCGGCUGACACGUCUUCUGGAUCCAGCAAACUGAGUUUGUUUUUUGGAUUCAAACUUCUCACUGAGUCCUACAAAGUCCAGUGGUUUAAUAUUUUCAGCUAUGAGUUGGAAUUUGUAAAAAGAAAAAAAUGGAAUGUAGCUAAAAUUAUUUAAAGUAUUAAAUAAAAAAGUAAAAGUAUUUCCUUUCCUGGAUGCCAGUCGUAUAUACAGGCGUCACAGUCGAAUUCUUAAAAAGGUAAGACACUCGAGCUUUACUGUUCUGACGUGAGUGUUAGCCCACCCUGCGGCUGGGAGCGCUGGAGGUGCAGUGAAGGUGCUUUGCACAUUUAGCAGCUCAUCCAGUGACCGGAGCGUAAUCACAGGCAGGUCACACACCAUCGCUUCCAGCGCUGCGCUUCAUCGCUUCCAAAUACCUGCGUGUGUGUCCCGUUGAAACCUGUAAAUAUAAGACUCUUAUAGAAAAGGAGUUGUCUUUGAACUCUUGUGCCAAGUGCAAGACCUCGCCUGCCAGUGAAACCCAAACCCACGCAGCAGAGCAGAGUCGUGCUGCUGUUUCCCCUCCUCUCACGCAGGACAGGAACUCUCAGCCAAAAAGCCCUCCAUUCGUCUGCACAGGACGUGGCGGUUCCUCGAGCUGGACCUGAACCUUCGAUCCUUCGUCUGCGCAGCCGUGUUCAGCAGGGAAAGAACAGCAGUGCCGGGCGCUGUGAAACACCGCUUCUCUGCGGCAGAAACAGCGCUUCUCUGCGCAGAAACAGCGCUUCUCUGCGCAGAAACAGCGCUUCUCUGCGGCAGAAACAGCUCAUAGUCAUACAAAUGUUACGUCUGUCCCACUGGAGUAGUUAAAUGGUGCAUUGUGGGAGAACUUCGAAAGUUGCUUCAAAUUUGCCAAAAUGAGUCAUUCUCAGUUAAUGUUCUGGAACUGGAAAACACAGGAAGUGGGUAAUAUGGACUAAUAUUUCAUCAACAUGCUCUGGUAGGAAAAACACUAAUGCAAACACACAUUUCCAAGUGUGUGUUUAACUUCUGUGUUUUUUCUUCUUUUUUAAAGUUCAUAUUUUAUUGCAUUUCCCACUUAUGUUUGAUAAUACUUAGCAUUUCCAUCAGAAUUCAAACUGCACUUCAAAAACAGACACUUUCGGCUUAGACCUAGAUGAUUCAAGUUUCUGAAAACAUUACUCCAAAGACUCCAAAAAUGUAAACCCCCCUCCUCUAUCACAGUAAAACUUUCAUGAUUUUAGUAAAUGUGUUAUUUCACUUUUUCUUGAGUUCAGGUAGCUUCUCAAACAGGUGAGCUCUGAAUGUUUUUUUGUUUGUUUUUUUUGCAUGUUUUUGCUACAUUUGUAUUUGAGCACAUAUUUUGUAUUCAUUUUCACCAUCAUCAAAAGUCUGUUGUACAUACUGUUAAUAUUUUCUCAUGUGAAAUUAUAGAAACUUCUAAAAAUCUAUACUGUCCUAAGCAUGACUGAAAUGAUGUCUCGAUGAACAUUUUCAAUAAAAUAUAUCUGUGUUCCAGA
Molecule: messenger RNA, 4979 nt
Organism: Anguilla rostrata (American eel)
Lineage: Eukaryota; Metazoa; Chordata; Actinopteri; Anguilliformes; Anguillidae
Gene: inpp4b
Product: inositol polyphosphate-4-phosphatase type II B
Exons: 26
Coding region: 481-3381 (966 amino acids)
Cellular component (GO): cytoplasm
Molecular function (GO): phosphatidylinositol-3,4-bisphosphate 4-phosphatase activity
Source: RefSeq, a predicted model, not a curated record